GAGAUUAAAUCACUUGUUCUCUGUGUUGGUUCUUAUGGUAUAUUUGAGAAACAACUGGAAGCUCUGCACAGGACAUGAAUGACACUUGUUUCCGCCAUGGACUAGCACCUGCCAGAAACUCCAACGAUCCUUCUGGACUCAUCUUCUAAAUUCUCUCCUACCCCCCAAUGUCCUUAUAUCAUCAUCUUCUUCCAUCUCCAUUUUUACACAAAAAACACAUCACAAACAAAGCCCACUUCACAUCUCUCAUUUGAAUACCCAUUCCCCAUGGCCUUGACCCGUUUGGCUCUGAAGAAUUUGCAGCAAAGGGCGGCCCUUGUUUCCUCUCCUGCUGAUGCUCUUCUCCCCAGGCGAACCGAAGCCCUGAUCAGAAGGUUGUGUGAUCAGAGCUCAGAAGUCAAUCCCAAAGAGAUCACCGUUAAAGAUGAAGACAGAAACCCCAAAAUAGUCCCGAAAAGGGAAAGCAAGAAGUGGGCACCAUGGAGGAAGAAUGGGGGAGAGUUUCAUCUGGGAAAUUCACUGAUGCAAGCGGCAGAGAACUUAAACAGAGUAUUGAAAAGCUUGAAUUUGAGCCGUCCAUGGUGGGUCUCCGGUGGCCGUGUGAAAGAGCAAGAAGAUUGGUACAAACUGCGAGUAGAGAUGCCUGGGAUUGCUAAGGAAGAAGUGAAGGUGACAGUGGAGGGUCGGAUUCUGAACAUCAGAGGAGAGCACAGGGAAGAAGAGGAAGAAGAAGAAGAAUUUGCAGAGAGUUAUGGUUACUAUGAAAGCACGGUGAUGCUGCCGGAAGAUGCGGUGGCGGAUGAGAUCAAGGCGGAGUUGAAAGAUGGGGUUUUGACGAUCACCAUUCCUAGGGCUGAGAAGCCGUCAAAGGAUGUUAAAGAGAUCACUGUCGUGUGAAAUGUUGCUGAGUUUUAAACAUUUUGUAGUCCUUUACUUUGGCCAUUGUAAUUUCAUAAACAUGAAUGAAUAAUCAACUUAGUUGUAUAAACUGGAUGGUUGGAUAUCA
Molecule: messenger RNA, 1006 nt
Organism: Benincasa hispida (wax gourd)
Lineage: Eukaryota; Viridiplantae; Streptophyta; Magnoliopsida; Cucurbitales; Cucurbitaceae
Product: HSP20-like chaperones superfamily protein
Biological process (GO): response to heat
Source: RefSeq, a predicted model, not a curated record